Molecule: messenger RNA, 10501 nt
Organism: Sorex araneus (European shrew)
Lineage: Eukaryota; Metazoa; Chordata; Mammalia; Eulipotyphla; Soricidae
Gene: ZBTB10
Product: zinc finger and BTB domain containing 10
Exons: 6
Coding region: 12-2606 (864 amino acids)
Biological process (GO): regulation of transcription by RNA polymerase II
Molecular function (GO): protein binding; RNA polymerase II cis-regulatory region sequence-specific DNA binding; DNA-binding transcription factor activity, RNA polymerase II-specific
Source: RefSeq, a predicted model, not a curated record
GCGCGCGCGCCAUGUCGUUCAGUGAAAUGAACCGCAGGACGCUGGCGUUCCGAGGAGGCGGGUUGGUCCCCGCCGGCGGCGGCGGCGGCGGCUCCACGAACAAUAACGCGGGCGGCGAGGCCGCGGCUUGGCCGCAGCCGCGACCGCCGGCGCCCCCGCAGCUCAAUGGGCGGGGGGCCGACGAGGAAGCGGAACCCGAGGGCCUGGAGCCCCACGACCCGGAGGCCGCCGCCGCCGCCGCCGCCGAGCGCCCCGAGUCGCCGCUGCCCCCGGACGCGGCCGGCCCCACCUCGCUGGGCGGCGGCGGCGUGGGCGGCGCGGGGGGCCCCCCGCUAGCCGAGAGGAACCGUCGGACUCUGGCCUUCCGCGGCGGCGGGGGGCUCGGCCACCACGGCGGCGGCGCCGGGCGCCCCGAGAGCGCGGCGUGGCCCCCGCGGCACUUCAAUGGGCGCGGGCCGGCCGCCGAGCUGGAGCUGGACGCGCUGGAGGCCAAGGAGCUGCUGCCGGACGGCGCGUCCCUGAGCGACAGCACCGAGGACGACGAGGAGGGGGCGAGCCUGGGCGACGGCAGCGGGGCGGAAGGCGGCAGCUGCGGCAGCGGCCGGCGCUCGGGCGCCGAUGGCGGGGACGACGCGGAGGGCAGCGGCGCGGGCGACGGCGACGGCGUCCCGCACCUCCCGCUCGCGCGGCCCAAGUCGCUGCUGCAGAAGCUCCAGUGCUCCUUCCAGAGCGCCUGGCUCAAGGACUUCCCCUGGCUGCGCUACUCCCCCGACACGGGCCUGAUGUUCUGCGGCUGGUGCCACCGGCCCCCCGAGGACGGCGGCGGCGGGGGCGGCGGCGGGGACCUCCCUCCGGGCGGCGGCCACGACGAGCUGUCGCGCGGCACCCGCAACUUCAAGAAGACCCUGCUGCUGAGGCACCACGUCUCCACCGAACACAAACUCCACGAAGCCAACGCCCAGGAGUCAGAAAUACCAUCAGAAGAAGGGUACUGUGACUUUAAUAGUAGGCCAAAUGAGAACUCUUAUUGCUAUCAACUUCUUCGACAACUAAAUGAACAGAGAAAGAAAGGUAUUCUUUGUGAUGUCAGCAUUGUGGUGAGCGGAAAAGUCUUUAAAGCUCAUAAGAACAUCCUGGUUGCAGGCAGCCGUUUCUUUAAGACUUUAUAUUGCUUUUCAAACAAAGAAAGCCCUAACCAAAACAAUACUACCCAUUUAGACAUUGCUGCAGUGCAAGGUUUCUCAGUCAUCUUGGACUUCUUAUAUUCUGGUAACCUGGUGCUCACAAGCCAAAAUGCCAUUGAAGUGAUGACAGUGGCCAGCUACCUUCAAAUGAGUGAAGUUGUUCAAACUUGCCGAAAUUUCAUUAAAGAUGCCUUAAAUAUAAGCAUUAAAUCGGAAGCUCCGGAGUCUGUAGUUGUGGACUAUAAUAAUAGAAAGCCAGUUAAUAGAGAUGGUCUGUCUUCGUCACGGGAUCAAAAAAUUGCCACUUUUUGGGCGACAAGAAAUCUUACCAAUUUGGCAAGUAAUAUAAAAAUUGAAAAUGAUGGUUGUAAUGUCGACGAGGGCCAAAUAGAAAACUACCAAAUGAAUGACAGUAAUUGGGUCCAGGAUGGUUCUUCUGAAUUGGCUGAAAAUGAACCUGAAAGUCAAACGAAAGUUUUUGUUUGGAAUAAUAUGGGCUCCCAGGGAAUUCAAGAAACUGGCAAAACGAGGAGGAAAAACCAAACCGCGAAGAGAUUUGUUUAUAAUAUACCACCUAAUAAUGAAACAAAUUUAGAAGAUUGCUCAAUGAUGCAGCCACCUGUUGCCUAUCCAGAAGAAGAUUUAUCAUUCAUCAAGGAAGAACCAGAUCUGGAUGGUGCUCUACUCUCAGGACCAGAUUGUGAGAGGAAUGUGAAUACAAAUCUAUUAGCUGAAGCCAGCUCUGGUCAGGAUGGAAGUGAUGCUGGUACUUCACAUGAUUUCAAGUUUAGCCUUAUGCCUGGCCCUUCAAGCGAUUUUAAAUUUGGAUUACUAGCAGGUACUUCAAAUGAUUUCAAGUUUGGAUUGAUGACAGGUGCUUCAAACGAUUUCAAGUAUGGAUUAUUGCCUGACUCUUGGCCAAAACAGGAAACUUGGGAAAAUGGUGACUCAUCUCUAAUCAUGAACAAGUUGAAAUGCCCUCAUUGUAGCUAUGUAGCCAAAUACAGACGAACACUAAAAAGGCAUUUGCUCAUUCAUACGGGAGUUAGAUCAUUUAGCUGUGAUAUUUGUGGAAAGCUGUUUACUCGAAGAGAACAUGUAAAAAGACAUUCCUUGGUGCAUAAAAAGGAUAAAAAGUACAAAUGUAUGGUGUGUAAGAAGAUCUUCAUGUUAGCAGCCAGUGUUGGAAUAAGACAUGGAUCUCGACGCUAUGGUGUUUGUGUAGACUGUGCAGAUAAAUCACAGCCAGGCGGGCAAGAAGGUGUAGAUCAGGGACAGGAUACAGAUUUCCCUCGGGAUGAAGAAUAUGAGGAGAAUGAAGUCGGAGAAGCUGAUGAAGAGCUGGUUGAUGAUGGAGAAGAUCAGAAUGAUCCAUCUCGAUGGGAUGAAUCAGGAGAUGUCUGUAUGUCUCUAGAUGAUUAAUUUGACCUCCUAUACUCCUCAAGGAUGCUGCAUUUGGACUUAAUAUGAAUCAACAAUUUGAAUUGUUGAACUUGAAGGCUUGCAAAAUAUGGUACAUGCUGGAUGGUAGUAAUGUUGCUGUGAAAACUGUAGGGUCAAAGCCUUAUAGCAAAAAAAAAAAAAAUUUUUUUUUAUAUUUGCACAGGACUGUACAGCAAACAACCUUGUGGUUGGAUUACAUGGAGUCCCCACAUCUUCAGUCAGUUAUCAAAGUAAAGUAUUUUUUAUUUAUAGGUUAUACAGUAACUGUUUGGGUCUUAUAAAACAGUACCCAUUCUUAAAGAACUUAAAUUCAUGUGCCACUUUUAACAUGAAUGAAGAAAAAUUCACUUAUGGAGUACAGUGACCCAAUCACUCUGUCCAUCAAACCACUCAGGCUAGUUUGUACUAGUAGAGUUUUGUUUCUAUUUUUAUUUUUAUUAAUUUUAUUUUUUUUUAAUACAGAUUUUCAGUGAGGGGCUUUUUCAACCCCAUUGGUUCUACUUUUCUGGUUUUUUUUUUUUUUCAAUUUUAAUUUGCUACGUAACUUAAACCAAGUCUCUUCUAGUCUUAGGUAGUAUUUCUCAUUUUUGUGCUGACGGGCAUGUUAAUAAGAACUGGAGAGGUAAUUUAUUGGAAUGAACUGACUUUCCUCCAUUCCCCCUUUCCUUGUUGACAUGAAUUUUACUACUACACAAAUGAAGAAUGAUGUUGCAAAGUUACCAUGGAAGUUGACAAAUACCACUAAAAUGAUUAUGAUUUAGAAGUAACUUUCUCCUGCUGCUCUAAUCUGAUAAAUGGUUACAGUAUGACCUUUUCUGACAUGGUAUUCAGUUUUGGGUAUCUGUUACUUUGGCACUAUUCUUGUUUGCCUCUUUAUUUUUGCCAGUGUACUAUACCUCAGUCCUAUUUGAAAAAGCAGAAAUCUAAUUGAGAAAAAGUCAUAGAAACAAUAGUCAAGAUAUUUGUUUUAUAAUUUAUCCUCCAUGUCCAGUUUGAUUAGCUUGUUAUGCAAUAUAAGUGAAAUAACAGGUUUUUACUCCUGUGCCCUUUUUUUUUUUAUCAUUAAAAUCAACACAAAAAGUACAUUCUCUUUUGUUUCAUACUUAAUGGGAUAUUGAGUGUUUUGAAAUUAUGAUCAGUUAUUUUUUAAUUUCUUAAAGUCGCUGCACCUUGAUAGGCAGUUAUCCUGGUAGGCCCCAUCAUUCAACAAUAUGCAGAAAUCUUUAAAAUACUGAGAAGCUUUACCAUUUAUUAUUGUAACUAAAUUCUUCAGGGCUUAAAAGGGGUGAUUUAUUAAGUUAAAAUUGUCAGGUUUAUGUAACCUGAUGACAUGAGUUAACUGAUUGUUGAACAACAUUUCAAAAUAACAUGCACAGCAUUUGUGUAUUAUAACACAUUGUAUUAUAUACAAUUGAGGAACAUUUUCAGCUUUCUUUUAAAUAAAUUUGAGUAUAACUUCCUAUUUGAAAUCAAAUAACUAAAUUCUGCUAGUCAUGCAAAGGGGAAAUUGCAAAGUACUUCGAUGGACACAAUCCUCUUGGUGCUCCAUAGGAUCAGACUUGAAAGGUUUUUUAAGAGAUGAGCUUUCUCAGUAGAGUACUGGUUAAACAGUAGACGUUUCUGCUUGGAUAAAUUAAGGAUAAAAAUGACAGUUACAUUUUUAGACCCUUCUUUUGUCAUCUAAACUUUAUUGUAGUUUCUCCAUAACUGUAAGACAGACAUGAAGUUUUGGGUUGGUUUUGUUUAAGACUGAAGAGUACAUCUUAUUCUGAAUGUUCUAGACAAAUGAAUAAAAUGUAAUUCUGGUGGGGUCCAAAGUAGAAAUUAGUUGGACAAAGAUACUAUGAAUGAAAGUAUUUUAAACGUAAAAAGUUCUGCUUUGUGAAUAUGUAAGUAUAGUAUAAAAGAUUUCUUUCAUCCCAUUUAUCCCCCUCCUUUAAAAUAAACCAUAGUUUACAAUUGGUAGAUCUGUCUAUAUAUAAAUAUAUAUUAAAGAGAGAAGAUAUAUAUCUGAAAAUCACCUAAAUCUGCUUUAUUAGACUACAGUUCACUUAUUGCAUAGAAACUGGACUUGACUUUACGUUCUUAUGUACUUUUGCUUUUCCUCAAGAUAAGAACUUAAUUCUUAAGCUGAUAUUUCCUUUAUUGCUUAAAUCAUUUAUGUAUAUCUGGUAAAUUAUGACCAAAUUUUUGUUAGAUUGCAUACAGUAAAUUGAAAUACACACUUGGUACACUACGGGAUUGUUGUGCUUUUGUUUGGUUUUAGUUGGAAACAAGGUUCGAUGUAGAUGACUUGUUAAUGUUAAUUUAAAAUAUUCUAUUGUCCGUUACCUUUUUAUGUUGUGUUGUGACAGAUUUGGCUAUAUUUUUAGUCAACUGAAAUACGAUACUUUGUUUGCUUUUAGAAAAGGUAAUCCAAAGGAAAAAAUGUUUAUACUCUUGAAAUAUAUUAGCCUCAGCCUAUAUAAAAUUUUCUUCUUUAAAGUAAACAUUUUACCAGAAACAGAAUGGACAGAUUUUCUACUUGCUGACUGCCUAACUUAUUUUGUUUCAUGAUCUCAAGGGACUGCCUUUUCCCUUUAGAUCUUUUUUUUAAAAAGUUUUAGUACUAAGGUAUACUACUGGAUGUUUCUAUUUUUUUAAGUAUAUUCUUUUUCUGACUUAAAGUACAAUUUCAGGAAGUUGGUAGAUGCUAAAAAUGGUUGGUUGGUCCCAGAGGUGACUAUGGUCAUAAUUUUGUCUGUGAAGCCCUGGCAGAACUAUGUGUUAAACAUUUGCUGAAGUUUUCUCUCUUAACUUAUAUUUUAAAUCAGAGAAUUUUUAGAGCUUUUCAUUUUAAAGAAGGGGAAUAGUAAAAAGUGUUUCUUUCCUGUUCACUGUCCAGCAGUGCUGGCUCUUAAAUCCAGAAAAUGUAUUCUUAAGGUUCUCAGACACAGUUACUUCUGUAGUGGUCCCACUUGGAUUUGGGGCCGCGUUCUUCAUAUUCACUAAAGGUUUUGCUAAAUUUAAAAACCCUAGCAAAUCAGAGCUAAAGAGAUGUAAGGGGGGGGAGAAAUAGUGGAAGGGAAUCUGAACAAUAAGUAAUUUCGGAGCUUGGGGGAAAUACUGGUUUAGGUAGAGCUACCAUCCUGAUGGAAUAGAGUGAGGCGGGGAUGAGUUAAUAUCUGUAAAGUGCUUAGAACAGUACCUGGUACAUGCUAGGGUUUAAUACAUCUUAUUUAAUGUUAGAUUGGACCAGGAGGAAAGAAAGGAAUGAGAAAGAGGGGCAAAGAAGAGAAUAGAAAAUGAAAGGCCAGGGUUUAUACAUUACAUUAACACAGUGUAAAAAACCUGAAGGUAACUGGAAUGGUAUAUGGGAGAAAGUGUGAUUGGAAGAUUAGAUUUUUAAAAGGCUUAUUUAUAUUUUUAGGAUUUUGUCAGCAUAGCAUCCAGAGUUUAGAUUUAUUUUUGUGUAUGAUACCCAAAACUUCUUUCGGUGGGGUGGGAGGGAUGGCUACGUGUGCCACUGAGCUUUAUUUUAUCUGAUCUCUUAAUAAGGUUUAGGUGCUAUUGUCUCCGCCUCAUAAUGAGGAAAGGCUCCAAGGAAUUCUCCUAAUUUUACUUGACUAAUGUGAUACAGUGAACUGGGUUUUGACUAGACCUGAUUCUGAAGCCCACGUUUUAUACAACGGGCCUUAUUGCUGCCUCAUGAAACAACCUUUGUAUUUUUUUGCUUUUUAAAGGAGUCUAUCUAUGGAGACUUUUCUCCCUAAAACUGCUAUGUUAGGAAAUUGAGAGUCUCUUCCUCCCUCAAAUAAUAUCCUCACUACUCCUGCCUUCUAAUACAGCAGCUGUUUUGUCAUUUGACUAUAAUAAGAUAUUCAACCUUAGUGUAGCACAUGCUAUUUAUUGGCUGUGGCAUUUUCAUUUUUUAAAGGAUGGUUUUUAAUGAAACUAGAUGUGAACCUGUUUUUUGUGCCGUUCAGUCACCCAGAUCCUUAAAACUUAACUAUGGUACCUAAUACAUGUGCUUAAAACUAACAACAGGUUUUUUUUCUUAGUCACUUUAGUAUUUAAAAUGGAACUUCUUCCCCCUGCUGUAUCCCUGCUUUUCAAGUGAAGUUCAAGAGUUCUAGAUAGUUGGAAAUGUGUUAGGGAUAAGCACACUUUAAAAGAUGUUUUCUAGUCCUGAAUUUUGUGACAUUGGGUACUUAAAUUUUCAGUACACUGGCUAUUGGAACAUAAUUUUGGGUUGAGGACAAGAGGGUGGGAUGGUCACGGCUAUUAUGAAAUGGGAGAAUCAGCAUUUUAAACACUGUAAACAUAAAAGAACAUUUUCUUCUGCCUGCUGUUUGUAAAAGCUCUUUGGAAAGAUCUUUUACGAAGACCAAUUUUUUUAAUGUAAUUUUACCUGCCUAGUAUAAGUGUCCUAAGACAUGUAUGUAACUUCCAAAAUUGUUUGUGUAUUUAGCAAAUACACAAGAAUCUUUAUCAAAUCUAAAAAUAUAAACUUGUGAGCACUAAACUGCCUCUGGCUUUGUGAAUUUUGUUCAGUGAUUUCAGAGUUCUUUAAAAUGUAAAACAUGCUAAUUUAAUUUAGACCAGUUGGGGCAAUGGGUAUCUUUGUAAACUUUGGAUUAAGUAUAUCUUUGUAUUUAAGAUUUGCAAUUUUGAAUUAUGAAACAAUGGUUUUUGGUUUGUCUUUUUAUGUGAAGUAAAAGCCUCACUACUACCUCCUUAGAGAACUGCUUUAAUAAUACGUAAUUGCUUUAUUAACUUUAAUGCUUUCAGGAUUCUUUUACAGAGUUUAUAAAAUAUUUCAAAAUUUCCCCUUCUCCCCAUUUCAUGGUAAAUAUAUUUGAUAAUGAGGCUAUCAGGAUUUGUUAAUCUUGAGGUUAAAGUUAAAAUUGUUUUCUAUUCCAGUUAUUGCCUAUAAAUUAACUAGUGACUCAAGUGAAUGCAUAAUGUGAAUUUUCCAAGUCUCUAAAAUUUCAUAAUUAUAAAGAAAGGAUGAUUUUGUGAUUUUUUUUUUAAUCAGUCAAACUAAGGGACUUGAUAUAGUUUGGAGUUGGGAAACUUAGGAUGUUGCUCACAUACGAGGUAAUGCUUAGGGUGUUUAAACUUGUAGCAAAUUGUAAUUGAAGAAGUGUAUGAUUUCUUAAAGUUCCAAGAGAUGAAGAUUUUUUGCCUCAGUACUAAAAGAAAGUUUUUAAUAACUAUCCAGAUGAAAUGGUAUUGGUUCAGACAAGAGUCUUGCAACCACUGGGGAUACUCUAGAUAGAAGAAAUUACCUGACUAGACUUGUUUUUAUUUAUUUUAAAUUUUAAUUUAUUUUAAUUUUUGCUUAUCAGUAUUAACUAUUCUGACUGGGCAUAGCAAGCUUAGACUUGAAAGUCUGGUGUUCUGCCAGGAACAUUGACCAUUGACACCCCUGACCCCCGACAAGCAUUUUGACUUAAAGCAGUAUUAAUUGGCCACAUGUUAUAUUUUAGAAAAUAUUCCUGUUGACUUUCUUUUUGGCCUAAUAAUGUUGAUUAAAAAUUAUGUACACAGGGGCUGGAGCGAUAGCACAGCGGGUAGGGCAUUUGCCUUGCACGCAGCCAACCCAGGUUCUAUUCCCAGCAUCCCAUAUGGUCCCCUGAGCACCGCCAGGAGUAAUUCCUGAGUGCAGAGGAGUAACCCCUGUGCAUCGCCAGGUGUGACCCCAAAAAAAAAAGCCAAAAAAAAAAUUAUGUACACAGAAAUUGCUCCUCGCGGAAUAUUUUGACAUCAAGAACAGUUGAAAUUUAGAGAUGUUUUCAUGUUACGAAAAUUGCUUGUUGAAUUUUUCCCCUUUAUUUACAAAUCAUAGGCAUGUGGAAGUUUAUAUAGGGUAUUCGCUUAUUGAUCAAAUAAGAUAAAGGCGUUUCAAAUUUUAGUCUCUAUCAACUCUUUCCAAAUUUAGAACAAAAAGAAAUAAGAUACAGGAAACAGGUCUAUGGUUUGUGUUUUUUUGUUUUGUUUUUGGUUUUGUUUUUGUUUUUUAAUUUAUUUCAGUGAAUAAGCAGGGUCAGGGAGAUGUUACAGAGGGCCAGAGUUCAUGCUUUGCACCAUGCAUACCGAAGUGUGGUCUUGGUACCACAACGUCUGCCUAGGCUGCUUAGUUGUAUAUCCUAGUAAUAGCACCUUUUCACUGUCAGACAGAUAAUUUUGUCCCCCCCCCCCCGGAAAAAAAAAAACAACCAACGAUUGGCAGUUAGCAUAUAUAUAUAAUUAAAGAUGUUUUUAAUCUUUAAGGUACGCAAAAGACAAUCUACUUAGCAUAUUUCAUACUAGUUGGUAAGAGAACAGUAUGUAUAAUAGUUUCAAGGUAAUAACAAAAAUUUUAGAGUAUCUAAAAGAAUUGAUUCCCAGAGAAUUUGAAUUUUAGGGACAAUAGUAUAUUCAAAUGUAAUUCCUGGCACACAACUCAAAGGAAAUGACUGCCAAUGGGCCAGAGUCAUAAUGGGUUAAAGUGCUUAACCAUCUCAGGGCUGGAGCACAGCGGGUAGGGCGUUUGCCUUGCAUGCAGCCGACCUGGGUUUGAUUUCCAGCAUCCCAUAUGGUUCCCAAGUACCGCCAGGAGUAAUUCCUGAGUGCAGAGCCAAGAGUUACCCCUGAGCAUCACCAGGUGUCACUCAAAAGAAAAAGUGCUUGCCUUCUCUGUAGCCAGCCCUCGUUCGACCUUUAAACCACAUGGUCCACCAUGUAUCUCUGGGGAUGACCCAACAUGUUCCCUCCCCCAAAUAAUUACCACUAACAUUUAAAUGUCUAACAUUCAAAAAAGAAAAUUUAAGGAAAUUAUGGUAGCCUAAUAUUCAUGAGGCAAUAUAUAGUGCAACACUGACUUGAUGUUUUAGUCACCCUAUCUUUCUGUUUUAGUGAAGAGGUAUAAUGAAUUUUUGGCAUUCCUAGAACCUGUGUUUUACAAGAGAGAAAUACAGGUUCCUGUGAAAGAGAAAUGGAACUUUAGUACAUCUUGAGGUUCUUGAGAUUUUGCUAGCAUUUGACUUCUGAAACUAGAGUAGUGCCAUUAUAUAGAAAUGGUGACUUCUGCUAAGUAUAUUUUCUGUGCUGGAUUUUCAAGUAAUUGUCACCUCAUUAAAGAAUUCAUUGCAGAUAAUGGCAGUUUUGUGAAUUGGAUCGGCCUCCAAAAGUCAUUCAUGGAGCUUAUGUGUCUCAUUUAUAAUAAGAAUUUUAAAUGUUACUUAAGGCUACACACAUAGUUGAAUAUAUGUACAUUUUUUUUUGAUGGUCUAAAUUUGCCUUUGUUUCUAAGAUUCAACUCAAAAGUUUAUUAGAAUCCUAAUUAGGCAUCAGAGUCAGGAGUAAGCCCUGGUGUGACCCAAACACGGCGUGGGGGUGGAGUGAUGCAGAAUAAAAUAUACACAGCACUGUGCAGUGCCCCUCUUUAACAUCAUGAAAAGUGAAAUACUUCCAUACUGAAGUCUUCCAGUUUAAAAAAAAAUUGGUUGUCUGGACCUUCGUAUGUUUGUAAAACUGGAAACCAUGUUUGCAUUCAUCAUUUGUAGUUUUCUGGGCUAGGAAUGUUUUUCUCUAGUAGCUUCAGGUUUUCUGUUCUAUUAGAUAAAUCUGUGGAAUUAGACACUAUGACUUUGUUCCGACCUACCCAGGUACUCAGGGAACCAGCAACUCGCUAACAUGUUGCCGCUACUUGGCAGCUGUGAGGCUACAUGGAGCUUCCCCCUGGCCCCUACAGUUCAGGAGAGGUGCAGGCACUUCACAUUAUUGGGGCUGGGAAGGGAAAAAGAACGCCUUGCAAAGAAUUAAAUUGCAAACUUCUGUGGUUUGCCCUCAAAAGUUGGGGGUCAUCCAGUGGUGCUUAGAGGCUAUUCCCAAAUUGGUGUUCAGGUUGU